Notechis scutatus (mainland tiger snake) is the source of this 3234-nucleotide messenger RNA. It is a transcript of the gene AIRE, whose product is annotated as autoimmune regulator. Gene Ontology annotation, biological process: humoral immune response; regulation of transcription by RNA polymerase II. Lineage: Eukaryota; Metazoa; Chordata; Lepidosauria; Squamata; Elapidae. The record is from RefSeq and is a predicted model, not a curated record. Gene Ontology annotation, molecular function: DNA binding; translation regulator activity; DNA-binding transcription factor activity, RNA polymerase II-specific. Gene Ontology annotation, cellular component: cytoplasm; nucleus.
UUUAGAUACUGGAAUUCAGAGGUAUAAUCAUAUCCUGGAAAAUGGCAAUGGGAAACCACCUGCCUAGAAAAUUAUAUAGUCCUCAGGAAUGAAGCUUUACUCUAAAUUCUGGUAUUUAGAGCCAUGUCACUUUUAAUUAUUCGUAUUCUGAUACUCCUGAGAAUGUUUUGAAUCCUUUAAAAUUAUCUAAAAAGUGAUUCGUUUUAUAAAAAUGAAUUUAUAUGAUUAAAUUAAGUGUUGUAUAAUGUGAAAUGGCUUCUUGAAUUUCCCGCCAUUCACCUUCACCUGAUGAUCUCAGAUUCUGGUAUUAUGAAGAAAACAAAAUUAGACUUAGUUGAGAAGCUUAGUACAAUAAAUGGGGGAAAUGAGUCAUGGGCCUUAUUUUUUCUUUGAAAGUCCUAAAGAUUAAGGAAUAUACAAAAUAAAUCACUUGAGAUGUUUUUAUAUGGGAUGUAGUAUAAAAAUUGUAGAAUAAUAGAAACUCAGAGAAUGAAAUUUUGAGAAUGGGAAAUGUAUGCCUCCUAGGUUAAUUCCUUUAUAUCUACCUUUUACAACUAAAGGAAGAUGAUCAAGUAUGUUAACUUUGUAUUAAGCUUACUUGAACAGUACUGUGAUCAGCUACAGAAUAAUCAAUUGCAUGACCAAGACAGUUUUCAUACAAAUGUUAAGAAGGCUCUCAAUUAACAGUUUUAAUUGUUUUAUAAACUGAGUUAAGAUUUUUUUCUGGCCAAGAAUAAAAUUGCUUAAAAGCAGCAUUCUGAUUGUUUGCAGUGCUUUUCAUCAAUAUGUUAAAGCUUUGUGGCCUUUAUGAAUAUUAACAGGAUCAGCAUCUCCCUAAUCUAACUUUAAUUGGAAGAUCUGUUCCAUUUGUCAAUUUUUUGAGGUUGAGAUUGGAGAUUGAAUACAAUUUUCUCGAAACCUUUGCAGUUUUUCCUUUUGUUGUUUUGAUUUCUAACUUGCAAAUCUGUUUCUAAUUAUUCUGUCAUGUGAAUAAACAUCUCUGCUGCUGUUUCUUGUUUUAAGUCUGAUAGAAAGUAUUCACCGUGCAUCCUGGAAGAAUGGAAUAAAUGCUUAUGAUACAACAGUCUCUAUAAUCUACUUUUGUACUACAUAAUAAUUAUAUCUAAAGCUUAUUGAAACAGUGAUUGGAUGGAACCAAUCCUACUUUUGAGGGGACCCUAACCAUAACUUAGAAGGCCUACCUCUUAAUCCUACUUCUUUGUCAUUAUAUGAAAAUUGAAUCAGAAGUUUGAUGCUUGGCCUGAAUGAAUAGAAUCUUUCUUCACAAGGCAGGUUCUAAUAUAUCACACAUGGUCAUAUCAGUCAAGUUAAAAUUCCAUGCAAAUUUCCGGUCAGAAUUUGCAAACCAAUUGUGAUUGCAAAUAUGAAUAAUCUUUGAUACCAAAUUCACAUCAUUGAUUAGCAGCCGAAUCAUUCCUGCAUAUAGUCAAAAUCUGUAGCUGACAAAAUAUGUCCAGCUUUUGGGAAUAGGAACUGUCCAAAGUAUGCUUGUACUUGUCCAUAUUUUUCUAAAUAUACACAAUUCACAGACUAUCAGGAUUAUGGGAAUUUAAUUCAAUGCAUGUAAGAAAUGUUGGUCCCUGUUCAUGUGUAGCAUCAAGUCAAGACUAGCUUAUAAAUAGUGAAUGGAAUUGCACCAAUCAGAUGAGCAACAUAGUUAGGCACCAUGAAUGAAUUCAAUCCUUAACUAGCAACAGCCCUCAAAUGCUUUCAGUUCCCACUUCAUUAAUGAAUUUGGGUGAGGUGCAAUGCCACAAUAAACAUAAUCAUGAUGUUCAAUUCCAAUAGAGCAUUAGGAGAAGGAGAUUUGAGAAAGUUACUGAAGAUUUAUCGCACAGAGAUUUCAAUGGCAGUGGAUGAUGUCUUCCCAUUACUUCAUGGGCUUGCUGAUCAUGAAAUUGUCACUGAAGAGAUGUUCAAGGACACUCUCCACCUGAAGGAAACUGAAGGCUGCCACCGGGCUUUUUAUACCAUGUUGACAUGGUUGCUAAAUCAGGAUUUAUCUUCCAUAGAAGAUUUCUGGAGAGUCCUUUUCAAAGAAUACAACUUGGAGAGGUAUUCCAAGCUUCAGUCCAUUUGGAGCAGCUUUCCUAAAGAUAUGGAUUUCAGCAAGCAUCGCAGAACAAAGAAAGUUGCCAUUAGUCCAAAGAUUGUGACUCAGCACAAAUCCCAAGGAAAGAGAAAGAUAGAAGAAAAAGACCCUUUGCAAUUGACUCAGCCUUCAGGGAAAAUUGAUCUGCACCUUGGGUCCCAUCCUAAAACAAAAGCUGUGAAGAAAUCAGAAAAUGCUGAGGUACAACAUUACCCUCUUCCAAGUGGCAAUGCUAAGAAAUUUGUUAAAGUUGGGGAUGAAUAUUAUACAUCAAGCACAUCGGAAGAACUUGGAGAAAAUAAAGCUUAUGAAAAGAAGCCAAGCAUGAAUAACAAAGAACCCCAGAAGAACGAUGAUGAAUGUGCCAUUUGUAGGGAUGGUGGAGAGCUGAUCUGUUGUGAUGGGUGCCCUAAGGCCUUUCAUCUUGGUUGCCUUAUACCACCACUGACAGAAAUUCCAAGUGGGACAUGGAGGUGUGAUUCCUGCUCAUCUGGGAAGGCCAAAGAGGACAGGGGCACUGAAGAGGAGAAGAAUAGAGAGUCUUUUACUCAAAGUCAGGGUGCUGUUUAUGUCCAGAGAACAACUGAAGAUGGGAGGAGAGUUCUUAUCAAAGAACCUCUGUGUGCCUCCUUCAGGCAACCCCUGCCAUCUUUGCUCUCAAUGUCUGUGGCAGCUCCAUCCACAGUACAGAAUGCUGGAACAGAGAAACAACUGAAAUUAACCAUUGGUGAUAAAUGCGGUAUAUGCUGGAAAGGAGGAGAUGUGGUCUACUGCAAUAAAUGUUUCAGGGCUUUCCACUGGCGCUGCCAUUUUCCUGCCCAUACAGAUGAAAUCAGUGGAAUCCUGAUAUGUAAGUCCUGUUUUGACAACUCUACAGUUAUCAGCUUGGAAGGAGACUCACAUUCCAAUGCUCAAACACUACGAGCAGUAAAGGUGGUAGAAGAUUCUGCUGGAACUGAACCUGCAUUGAACAAAGAUGAUCUGGAUUCACUCUUAGGGGAGAAUACAUUUGAUGGGAUUUUGCAUUGGGCAUUCCAGAGCAUGCCUCGUUCAUUAUCAGGCACCCAAGGAUUUUUCUCAUAGAUGGCACUGUUUUUCAAUAAUAAUAAUAAUAAUAAUAA